CAACUGUGGUAGUGAAAAGAUACUGUCUUCAGUGCAUCAUUUAAAUGUCUAUGGAUGCAAGGUCAAGGCUAGUUCAGGCUUUUAACGAUUUUGGAGGUCGUGUUUCCAGUGAACAAAUCCUCAAAUUCAUUAAAGAUGAUGAACUAUUAAGCCGAGAAACACGGUAUUCUGUUAAGAAACUAAUUGCUUCAAUUGCUGUGGUUGAAUACGCUUCGGUAGGAAAUCCAUGAUAUUUUGUAUAUGGAUUUUUUUAUCAGGACAAAAAGAGAGAAUCUAGCUUGUAAUGUAUGUGCACCCAUUUGGUUUAUUUAUCUAUCUAUCAGAUGUGUCAAUCUACUCAAACAAUAACUUCACAGUCUUCAGAAAACCAAAAUGUUCCAAAAUCAGCAAUUCUAUCACCUCAAGAAAGUCAGUCAGCAAAAUCUCCAGUGGCCCAUAAAACACCUCCGUCUUCUCCUCAGUUAACUCCUACCACCACUAUUACCACUCCUGCUACUUCUGUCAAUGUUGCUGCUGUUCGUCCUUCUGUCUACUCUACAUUUACUAGCAACGAAACUCGUUUAUGGUGGAUGGCAGUUAUUGAUUGUCGUGUAGCAGAUAUGAAACGUUUGCUAGGAAUAAAUCCUAAAUUAGCUAAUUGGGCUGAUCCAGUGAAUGGUUGGACUGCAUUACAUUACGCAGCAAAAUUUGGUAAUAUCAACUGUAUGAAAUUAUUGAUUAAUCAGUAUCAUGCUAAUGUAAAUAUACGAAGUAGGAAUGGGCGUACACCCUUACAUGUCGCUGUUGUUCAUUCACAACGUGUUACUAUUCGUGCUUUAGUUGAAGAUUUCAAAGCUGAUCCAACUUUAAUGGAUUUUUCUGGUUACUUUCCAUAUAUGCUACUUGAGAAUAAUUUGAAAACUGAAUAUGAACCUUUUUUAACACAUGGUCGACUUCAACGAAUUCGAACUGCAUUAAAAGUUUUUAAAGCAUCAAAUGUUUCCAAUGAUUCUUCAAGUAUCACUAAAGAUAGUUCCAAUAAGAAAGGUGUUGUACUUAUGGAUCAUUCAAUGGUUGACUUUAAACGACCUGUUAUGCUUCCAGUUGUAUCUAGACGAUUAGAGAAUUUCAAACGACCGACAAUACAACAACAACAACAAAAUCAUUUAAAUCGAACAUCUACCUUAAAACCGAUUAAUCAAAAUUCUGAACAUAGUUUACGACGUCCAUCUGUGUUUGAAGGUAUUUUAAAAUCUGCUGCUGAAGCUGCUCAACACUGGAAUAAUAAUAAUAAUAAUAAUUGUAAUAAUGAUCAUACAUCAAGUGUUAAAUUGUCAUCAGAAUCCAAUGAAGAACAAACUAAUAAUGGUAAUGCUAAUGUCAGUAAACCUCUUAAUGCUUGUUCUUCUUCUUCUUCGACGACAACGACAGAAUCAACCACCACCACCACAACAACAACAACAAUAACUAAUCCUCAUACACGUUUAGUACAACGUUUAGAUUCAAUGAUUUCAUUAAGACGUGAACAGAAUGCAUUAUCUAAUCUUACAAAUAGUAAUCAUUCUAGUGAAAUAGGAUCAUCAUUUGAUUUAUCUACUUCAUUAGAUUAUAAUGAUUAUUUUUCCACUAUGAAUUAUCAGCAUCGGAAAGCAAAUACAUUAGAUCGUCGAUUUCCUCUUCCUAUGGGAAGUCAUAAUUUGAAAAAUCCCUCUCAAUCUACAGAUCCAUAUACUUUGAAACUGUUGUUAUCAUUAUUACCUCCAGUACCAUCUACAUCUACAUCAUCAUCAUUAUCAUCAUCAGUAUAUUUAAAAAAUGUAAAUAGUUUUGAUGAUAGUAAACCAAAAAAAUUAACAUCCCUUUCAUCAUUUCAUAAACAUUUCAACAAAAAAUUACAUCGUUCUUUAUCUAAUUCAUCAACUGGUACAUCAUUUAAAACAAUAAGAAUCUUUAGUAAACAUUGUUCCUAUGAUGAUAGUAACCAGGAUAUAUUACAUGAAUUUCAUUCAUUACCUAAUCGUUAUCAUUCAUCUAAUAUUGAAAUUGAGAAAGUAAUCAAUGAUGUAUAUCAUUCAAAAUCACUUUCAACAACUGCAUUAUUAGCUGAAACUGAUUUACGUCAAUUAUUAACCAUGAAAGUAUCUAAUGUUAUUAAACGUAAAGCAUCUAAUGUAAGUCAACAUUCAAAUCAAUCACAAGUAAAAUGAUAAUGAUGGUAAUCAUAAUUAUUGAUUCUACUCAUUACCCUCCAUCCCUUUCUUUCUUUCUUUCUUUCUUCUCCUCCUCUCUCUUUCUCUCCAUUCUACUUAUAUUCAAUAAGUUGUUUAUAUUUAACUGUUGUCAUGAUUAAAUCUCAUCCUGAUUGAUUGAUUAUUGUUUUUUUAAAAAAAAAAAGAAAUCAAAAGAUUCACUGUAUUCCUUGUUUGUUUGUGGAUUGGUCGAAGUUAGAUAUUAAAAUCAUCGAAUGCUGGCUUAGUGGCCUAAUGGUUGGGUGCUCGCGCGCAAGAUUGAUAGGUCCAGGGGUUCGAAUCUCGCGAGGCAGGAUCGUGGAUGGGCACUGCCACUGAGGAGUCCUGCAAUAGGACGAAAUAGCCUUAAAGCAGUGCUUACAGGUUUUCCAUGGUAGUCUAGCUUCAAUUGAUUCAUGAUUUCAACUGUGAAAAUAUUGAAAUCUCCACAAAACCCCUUCUGUUUAAUUUUCCUUUUUUGUAUUUUCUUUUCAAUUUUUCUUUUCUUGAUGUUGAUUCGCUUGUUGUAUCCAUAAUUCAUUAUAUGAAAAAAGGAUUCUAUUUCCUAUUAUGUUACUACGUAACAGUCGCUAUGAUUAUUAUUACUGUUACUAUUAAAACUGAUCAAAUAAAUUGUAAUAAGAUGAAUAAAUAUGUUCUUUCUAUUG
Schistosoma rodhaini is the source of this 2875-nucleotide messenger RNA. The record is from the annotation of a GenBank genome assembly. Lineage: Eukaryota; Metazoa; Platyhelminthes; Trematoda; Strigeidida; Schistosomatidae.